Messenger RNA from Caenorhabditis briggsae, 372 nucleotides. The record is from RefSeq and is a predicted model, not a curated record. Bases 1 to 372 code for a protein of 123 amino acids. The transcript has 4 exons. Lineage: Eukaryota; Metazoa; Nematoda; Chromadorea; Rhabditida; Rhabditidae.
AUGGAAGAAGCUUUUAAAGUUGUAAAGGAUCAUUUCACUCCGAUUUUCUUGAAACCUCUGAAGUUUCGAGAUAUGACCAAAGAGCAGAAAAAUGAAGCGUUAAGAGAUGCAACUGCUCGAGUUAUAUUCAUCUUGCUCUUGCCUUAUAUUCUUUCAAUCCUGAUAUCUUUUUCCAUUGGAGUAUCUUCCAUGAUUUUGCUGAAUGAGAUCAUUGCUAAACUGUUGGGAUCUUACGAUUCAAAAAAGCUUCUCCGGAGGGGAUGCGUUGUCCUCAGUGGAUCAAUUAUUCUGGGUUCAUGUCUUCUAUUAUCUACAAUGCGAAUUGUUCCCUUCAUAUAUCAGUUUUUGUUUUCGAUUAUCGGAUUUUAUUGA